GUUGUCCCAUUUUUACCCUAAAACCCCAAGAGGCAAUGAUGCAGACGCACAGUGACUAAGAAACGGAAAGGAGGAAACCUAAAGAGGAACCAGGCUCUGAGGGGUGGCCAGUCGUCGUUGGUUAUGCUAACAGUGUGUCUCUCCACAGGUAAUGCACUGCUCCCAGACUUCUUCCUGGAUGAGGCUGAGGCUCUGAUGCAGAACAUGGGGGAUCAGGUUGUCAUCCCAGUGGUUAAGGGUGACCCACGCAGCGCUGCUACCAGUGGGCCCAUAGCAGAAACAUUCAAUAUCAUCAAGGGAGUCCUCAACCCGGACAUUGUCAAAUCCACUGGAGGAGUCUACAAAUUCGACCUGUCUGGUGAGCAUGCAGGAGUGUGGUUCUGUAGACAUGAAGAGCGGGGGGCAGUGCGGGUAGUGGAGAACCUGAUCAAAGCUGACGUGGUCAUGACCAUGGACAGCGCCGACUUCACCAAGAUGUUCGCAG
This is a messenger RNA of Oncorhynchus gorbuscha (pink salmon), 484 nucleotides long. Its product is annotated as hydroxysteroid dehydrogenase-like protein 2. The record is from RefSeq and is a predicted model, not a curated record. Gene Ontology annotation, cellular component: mitochondrion. Lineage: Eukaryota; Metazoa; Chordata; Actinopteri; Salmoniformes; Salmonidae. The transcript has 2 exons. The annotation marks the transcript as partial.